AUGGGUGGUUGUCUGACAAAAAGCAAAGAAUCAAAACCACAGCAUAAUGGCUACAGAUCAGGAGCAACAACUACAGCUGCUGUGCAUCAACAAAGAUACCAAGAACCUGUGAGGCCCGCACCUGUUCAACCCCAAUUUCACCACAUCCCUGAAAAGCCAGGUGCUCAGACACCUUGGAAGCCGGUUGCCCCAGCACCAAGCCCCAAGCCUGCCCCCAGGGUUGAUACAAUUCUUGGUAAACCAUAUGAAGAUAUAAGGAUGCGCUAUACAAUUGGUAAGGAAUUGGGAAAAGGUCAGUUUGGUGUAACUUAUCUUUGCACUGAGAAUUCAACUGGAAAGCAAUAUGCUUGCAAGACAAUUUCUAAGAGGAAGCUAGUUACAAAGAAUGAUAAGGAGGAUAUGAAAAGGGAGAUACAGAUUAUGCAACACUUGAGUGGACAGCCUAAUAUUGUGGAGUUUAGAGGUGCUUAUGAGGAUAAGCAAUCUGUUCACCUUGUAAUGGAAUUGUGUGCUGGUGGUGAGUUGUUUGAUAGGAUUAUAGCUAAGGGACAUUAUAGUGAAAGGGCAGCUGCAUCUAUCUGCAGGGCAAUUGUUAAUGUUGUCCAUGCUUGUCAUUUUAUGGGUGUAAUGCAUAGGGACCUUAAGCCCGAGAAUUUCUUGUUGUCUAGCAAGGAUGCGAAUGCUCUUUUGAAGGCCACAGAUUUCGGGUUGUCGGUGUUCAUUGAAGAGGGAAAGGUGUAUCGGGAUAUAGUUGGGAGUGCUUACUAUGUUGCUCCUGAAGUAUUACGGCGUAGAUAUGGAAAGGAAAUUGAUGUUUGGAGCGCAGGAGUUAUGUUGUAUAUCUUACUCAGUGGUGUGCCUCCAUUUUGGGCAGAAACGGAGAAGGGGAUAUUUGAUGCUAUUUUGGAAGGAGAAAUUGACUUUGUAAGUGAACCAUGGCCUUCUAUUUCGGACAGUGCCAAGGACCUAGUCUGCAGGAUGUUAACACAGGACCCGAAAAAGAGGAUCACUUCUGCUCAAGUCCUAGAGCAUCCAUGGAUACGAGAAGGUGGAAGUGCAUCAGACAAGCCACUAGACAGUGCAGUGCUUUCUAGAAUGAAGCAAUUCAGAAGAAUGAACAAACUAAAGCAACUUGCCUUAAAGGUCAUUGCAGAAAAUCUUUCUACUGAAGAAAUCCAAGGUCUGAAGCAGAUGUUUGCAAACAUUGACACUGACAACAGUGGCACAAUCACCUAUGAUGAACUUAAGACUGGAUUAGCUCGACUUGGAUCAAAGCUCACGGAGGCUGAAGUUCAGCAGCUGAUGGAAGCUGCUGAUGUGGAUGGAAAUGGUAGUAUUGACUACAUUGAAUUUAUCACUGCUACAAUGCACAGACAUAGGCUAGAAAGAGACGAACAUCUGUAUAAAGCUUUUCAACAUUUUGACAAGGACAACAGCGGGUAUAUCACAAGAGAUGAGCUAGAGACAGCCAUGAAAGAAUAUGGAAUGGGUGACGAUGACACAAUCAAGGAAAUAAUAUCUGAAGUUGACACUGACAAUGAUGGUAAAAUCAAUUAUGAAGAGUUCCGUGACAUGAUGAGAAGUGGAACCCAACAAGGCCAACUCUUUUAGAAAUAGAUGACUGGACUUGCAGAAUCGGGGAAAAUUCCCCGAGAGUAGUGCACAAUGGCUUUAAGAGAUCUCUAGGCUCCUCGUUACAUAACUUUGUCUGGUUUGGUUUUUCAUUUUCGAUUGUAAUAUAUUGCAUAUAGUUAUAACUUUACAUUUUUUUGGUGAGUCUUGUGCCUGAUAUAUGACGGAUUUUGAGAAGAAAGAUUGUUUAAGCUAGAAGUUUGCUUAUCUUUUUCGAUGUCCUCAAUUCUGGUUCCCCCAGAGUGUAGAACUCACUCCUUGAGAUCACAGCAAUGUUGGUUAUCACUUCUUCGAAAUAAAUAUUUCAGUCUUGCCUAUGGCAAGGCAACAUCUUAGAAUCA
Theobroma umbraticum is the source of this 1973-nucleotide messenger RNA. Its product is annotated as calcium-dependent protein kinase 33. Gene Ontology annotation, molecular function: calcium ion binding; protein kinase activity; ATP binding. NCBI's taxonomy places the organism in Eukaryota, Viridiplantae, Streptophyta, Magnoliopsida, Malvales, Malvaceae. Gene Ontology annotation, biological process: protein phosphorylation. The record is from RefSeq and is a predicted model, not a curated record.